Cuculus canorus (common cuckoo) is the source of this 3764-nucleotide messenger RNA. RefSeq lists its product as uncharacterized. The record is from RefSeq and is a predicted model, not a curated record. The coding region runs from base 1769 to 2665 and encodes 298 amino acids. The transcript has 5 exons. NCBI's taxonomy places the organism in Eukaryota, Metazoa, Chordata, Aves, Cuculiformes, Cuculidae.
ACCUCUGUGUCCAUCACAUUACAGAUGGGGAAACUGAGGCACAGAGCCGUCAUUUGUUCAGGGUCCUUCAUAGGGCCAGCAGCAACCUGAGGGCAAACCCUGCCUGGCGCAGUGCCCUCAGCCGCAUCAGCGGCUCUCAGCUGCCAGCUGCUUUGCCUGGGCUGCCUCCUGUCCGCACGGAUGUGAUGCUGAGCACAAGGGUGACUGGUUGAUUUGAAACUCACCAUGGUUCUGAGACCAGGUUUGGUUGAUCUGAGUGGUAAUGCAAGCUGAAAGCUUUGCACGUCUCUAACCAAGCUAAUGCCUGUCUUUGUCCUCACAGGGGCUGUGUCAUUGGACCAGCUUUUCAUUUUGAUGUACCUUCUCUCCACUUUGGUGACGUCUCGUUUGGUGAGUGCACCCUGGGCUGGGACCUUGAGUUGAGAGGUCUGUGUGUGGCCAAUGUGGAGCGCUGCAGCAUGAGAACACGCGUCACUUGUGUUCCUCCGCAGCGGCCUUUGGGGUGUUAGACCAGGGCUGCUGGUUGCUUAGGCAGCAUUCGGCCACCAUGAGGUCAAAUGGGAGCAAAGGAAUAGGAAAUGAGUGUGUCCUGGUGUCCCUCAUAGUCUGUCCAGCCCCAGCCUCCUGAUCCUUGGCAGCAGAAUGACUGUGAAAGUCCAUGUCCCAGAAGGGCCCAGGGUAUGGGACUGCAGGAGAAGGGAAUUUGCGCUACAUAGGAGGCUGUAGCUGCUCUGGGUGAAUGUUCCUGAUGCCACAGUUUCCCACCUGACCUUUAGCGUGUGAUAUCACGUAGCACUACAAGGGCACCUUGUUAUCACCAACCAGCGAAUAUGCCCAAACGUUGGAUCUUCAUCAGGCACUGAUGGUCUUGGAGAUGUGGGCUCCAUCCCUGAUGAAAGGCCAGCUCUGCUGACAGAGCCCGUGGCUGAGCAACCAGAGCUUCUCCAUUGAAAUGCAGACUCUGGUUUUGCAUCUCGGUCUCAGAAAAGGUUUUCUACUGAGAUGUUCUCCAGUUUAAGUGCAAAAUCACUUGUGGAUUGAUUGAAGGGCCGUUCUCAUUCUGUGCUCAGGGUGCCUCUGUUCACAGACCUUCUAACAAAACUCACUGCGUUUCUGAGCCACUUCCUCCCCUCCCUACAUCCUCACACUGGCACUUCUUUGUUUCCUUUUGAGAAAAUGAAACAGUAAGAAAUGCACCGGGCAGAAAUAUGGUUAUGUAAUAGGAGACUGGCGCUGCUAAAUCUGAUUUCAUUGACAAGGUCUUUGCAGCUGAAGGCAGCUGUUGGCUGUGCUGAUAACUGCUGUCCGUGUCUGGAGACUUGGGUCCCGUUCGGGGCUGUGAGGUCUGGGUUUGUCCUUUUUGUGUCCCCCGCCUCCCUGCUGGCGUCACUGUCGAUGGCUCAGAUGAGCUCCGUGCUGUGUGUGCAGCUGGUUUCCCUCCCCGCUGCGUUCCAGUGGCACUUGGUCAGCAGCCGUGGGAGAGGACUCCUUCUCGCAGAGCUGCCAGCCAGGCCAGAUGGCCGCUCCAGAGCAGGCUGUGGCCGCUGUCCUGUCUCUGCAGAGCGGCCCGGCCGGGUGUGGCUGUGUCACGUGCAGAAUGGAAAGCUGAUACCUUUGCGGGCAAUAACCAAAGCCAGUGUGCAGCGUGGAUGCCGUGUCCCCAUUUGGUAGGUCAGCUCUGCUGGAAGGCUUCGACAUCUGAGAGAGCACCAGCUUCAUAGAGGAGCACAUUGACCGGCAGGUGUCCCCCAUCGAGAGCUUGCGCCUGAUGUGCCUCCUCUCCAUCACGGAGAACGGUGAGGUGUCUGUCUGCUCUGGGCAGGGAAGGUUGGAUCGGGGGCCCUCCAGCCUGGGUGCAGAGCUCACCCUGCUGCUCCCCACAGGUCUCAUCCCCAAAGAUUACCGGUCCCUGAAAACCCAGUACCUGCAGAGCUACGGGCCUGAGCACUUGUUGACCUUCCACAACCUCAAGCGCAUCGGGCUGCUGACCGAGCAGUCGGCCGCAGAGACGCUGACCGCUGUGGAGAGCAGAGUCAGCAAGCUGGUGACAGACCGUGCUGCCGCUGAGAGCCAGCCCUCUGCCCCUGGGGAGCUGGGAGCACAGCCCUGCCCUGCUGGGAGCUGCUGCUCCAGAGCCGGAUGGAAGCACGCAGCAAAAGUGGACACUGCGGGCACAGAGCUACGAGCAGGGCAGAGCUUUGGCCCAUGGGAGCAGCAGGGCUGGCAGGAAAGAUCACAGAUGCAUUUAAUUCUUUGGCCAGAAAGAGCAAUUUUCCAGCUAGAAGCAAGAAGCUGGGGUUGGUAUGUCCUUGUGGAGCUGCUGCCUUGCCCACGUGCCCGCUGGUGCCAGAGCAGCUCUGGUCACUCUGUGCAGGCUGGGCACCCUCAGAGACACACACGGCACAGGGCCAGAGCUGCUGUGGCAGUGGGGUGGCAGAGGGAGACGAGGGAGCAGAGGGGUUCAAGAAUGGCAGAGAGGUUCCAGAAUGGUAAAGGGCUUUGGGAAUGCCAAAGGGGUUCAGGGGUGCCAGAGGGGUUUGGGAAGGGCAAGGCGGUUCAGGGGUGGAAGAAAGAUUCCAGAAUGCCAGAGGGGCUCAGGAAUUGCAGAGGGGUUUGGGGGUGCCAGAGGGAGUCAGGGGUGGCAGGAAGGUUCAGGAAUGCUUGAGGGAUUCUGGGAUGCCAGAGGGGUUUGCGGGUGGCACAGGGGUUUGGGGAUGGCAGACAGGUUCCAGGGAUGAUAGUUAGCCUUAAAGAUAGCCCUGCCAUGGACAGGGACACCUACCACAAGAGUCCCACAGCUCUGCCCCACGGUGCUGUGGGGCUGAGUCCCACAGCUCUGCCUGAUGGUUCUGCCUCAUGGUGUUGUGGGGCUGUGUCCCGUGGCUCUCCCCCAGGGUUCAAGUUCAUCUUCCUGACCACGGCCAUCACCAACAGCGCCCGGGUGAUGGAGGCCAUGAUGGAGGCCAAGGCCUGAGGCUGCCAAUAAACAGCUCCCCUGUACCGCUCUGGCUCCGGCUCCAGCUCUGCCUUAGGGGUCAUAGAAUCCUGGAAUGGUGUAGGUAGGAAGGGACCUCAAAGCCCAUCAGGGUUCGGCAAGCCCCAUCCAGCCUGGCCUAGAGCACCUCCAACACGAUUUAUUUGAAGAUGAUGGCUUAAAUGGCCUUCAUGGCACAGAAAUGCUCCUAUUGUUCAAGCGGUUGCCCUUUGCUCUUCCACCAGUCUCUUUUUAAGGCAAAUGGCUUCAGUUUAGCGAAAACAAUCGUGCUUUGAGGAACACGGCGACCUGUGUCACCCGUUAAAUGAGAUGAAAGGUGGAAAGAUGGAAUGGCUUGGGUUGGAAGGGACCUUUAAGGCCAUCCAGUGCCACCCCCUGCCUUGGGCAGGGACACUGGAUCCUGUUGCUCCAAGCCCCAUCCAACCUGGCCUUGAACACCUCCGGGGAUGGGGCAGCCAUGGCCCCCCUGGGCAACCUGGGCCAGGGCCUCCCCGCCCUCACGGUGAAGAAUUUCUCCCUAAUGUCUGAUGUAAAUCUUCCCCGUUCACUUUAAAGCCGUUCCCCGCGUAGUGCCGGGUGUCCCGGGACGGUGGGUCCUGCGGGAGAGGCGGGAGGACCGGGGUCCCCUGGGCCAAUGGAGAGAGGGGCGUCCCCGGGUGACCCCUCCCACCCCGCGGCGAAGGAGGAGGGACAUCCCGCGGUGCCCCCUCCACCCCGCGCGCACGGCGCAUGCGCAGCGCGGCCCGAGCGGAGCGGGCGGGAGGGAGGC